Messenger RNA from Canariomyces notabilis, 1905 nucleotides. Its product is annotated as Metallo-dependent hydrolase. The transcript has 4 exons. Bases 1 to 1905 code for a protein of 634 amino acids. Gene Ontology annotation, biological process: inosine biosynthetic process; adenosine catabolic process. The record is from RefSeq and is a predicted model, not a curated record. Lineage: Eukaryota; Fungi; Ascomycota; Sordariomycetes; Sordariales; Chaetomiaceae. Gene Ontology annotation, molecular function: adenosine deaminase activity.
AUGACUAACUGCUUCCACGGCAGAUCCCCGGAGAAGACCAGGAAAUUCGGGGAUCUAGUGGAGCAUGAUGUCGUGCGGGCACACGAGGAGACAGUGGCUAAGCGCUUGAGACAGAACUAUCGGAGAGAGUUGGGCCGGCGCAUCGAUACCCUCUUGGAUUUCUCUGUCACCCCUAGCCCUCGAAAACCUGAGCGGUCAGAUAUCGACGACCAUGCCAUAGGGAGAUCCGAGAAAGCCAAGGUGGAGUAUGCGCUUCAGAAAGCAAAGGAAUACGACUCCCUGCGCGAGGAAAUUACUCGGUACGAGCGCGCUCUUGGGUUCGAGUUCGCCUGCACCAGUAAGGCCAACGACCUCGAGGUCCAGGCCAAUCAUAUCAUGCAGGAGCUCAAGAAGAUGGACGUCGAGUGGUUCUAUAAGCCAGCCAAGCCAAAGAUUGGCUAUCACGGCCAGGAGCAUACCAGAUUCUACGGAGACCACUUCCUUUCCAAUCUUGACAUAAUUGAGCGGACACAACUCUUCGCUCUUUGCCGGGCCAUGCCCAAGGGUGCGCAUCUCCAUAUUCACUUCAACGCCAAUUUGCUGCCCAACUUCCUGCUCGAUAUCGCCAAAGACAUGGAGCACAUGUUCAUCUGGAGCAACAUUCCUCUGGAAGACGUUUCCGCACUCAACCGGUGCAGGAUACAGUUCAGUAUCAUGAGCCAAGAUACGGCAAAGAGUAGAGGCGAAGGGAAUCUCUUCGAAAAGACUUAUAAAAGCCAGCAGGUGAUGCGCUACAAAGACUUCAGGUCCCAAUUUCUGCAACACUACUGGGACCAUGUGGAUGUCGAUACUUGGCUCCAGACCAAACUAGUCUUUCAAGAGGAAGAAGCCCACAACAUGCUCCAAACAGCUGAGGGGGCCUGGGAAAAGUUCAACGCCCGAACCCAAAUGAUGAAAGGGCUCUUUAACUACGAAACGGCCUAUAGGAAAUACACCCGCCAAUGCCUGGAGGAAUUCAAGGACGACAACAUCCAGUACGCUGAGAUCCGGCCAAAUUUCAUGUCAACAAACCAAGUCUGGAGAGAUGACGGCUCAAGCAAGAUGGACAAUGAGGGUAUCAUGGACCUUAUUAUCGCCGAGUACAAGGCCUUCCAGGACACCCACCAGCGAAUAGUGGUAAAGGGGCUUAAAAUCAUCUACUGCACGCCCCGAUCCUUUAACAACGACCAGGUGGCAUUGGCCUUGAAGGAGUGUCUUGACUUCAAACUUGACAAGAGGUUUUCGGGUUACAUUGCCGGCUUCGAUCUGGUUGGGGAAGAGGCCAAGGGCAAGCCGCUCAAGGCGUUCAGGGCCGAAUUUCUCGAGUUCAAGCGACUUUGCGCUGAGGCGAAGGUGGAGAUUCCCUUUCUGUUUCAUUGCGGCGAAACACUGGACAUUGGCACUGAGACGGACGGGAACCUCGUGGAUGCGGUGCUCCUCGGUUCGAAACGGAUCGGCCACGGUUUCGCACUGCCCCGGCACCCAUACAUCAUGGAGCAGAUGAAGAAGCGCAACGUCUGCAUCGAGGUCUGCCCAAUCUCGAACGAGAUCCUCGGCCUGACACCGCGGAUAAGCGGCCAUUCAAUGUACAGCCUCCUAGCCAACGACGUGCCGUGCACCAUCAGCACCGAUAAUGGCACUUUGUUCAGGUCACGUCUCUCGCACGAUUUCUACCAGGUUAUGGCGGGCAAGUCAGACAUGACGCUCCACGGCCUGCGCCAGUUGAUUGAGUGGAGUAUCGAGCACUCUUGCAUGGAGCCCGACCUGAAGCAGGAAGUCCGCCUGGACUGGGAGGGGAAAUGGCAGCAAUUCUGCCAGAGAAUCGUCAACGGCGAUUUCUCCUUCUCAAAGCCGGGUGGGAUAGACCAGAAGGGUUCUAGACUUUGA